CGUUGUUCUGUUUCUCUCUCCCUCUCAUCCGCCCGUGAUUUCUGUAUUCUCUCCAAAUGAGUCCUCUGACGUUUCCUCUAUUCCUCUGCUUCUCGCUCUUUUCGUCACCCAAAUGGCUCUCAAUGAGUCUCACGCGAUUCCCCCCUCCAUAGGAGGACGGGUAAAGCUGGUUCAGAAUGCAAUUCAGGCGGCAACGCAAGCCAACAUCAAGUUUGAAGAUUCAUACAUUUGCCACGCCUUCAAUCUUCUCAACUCCAAGGGUUUCUUUUUGGGAGAUGACCCACUUAACUUCUCUGUCCCUCUCAUUUUGAUCCAGCUUUCACUCAUGUCCAUAUUCACUGGUUUUUUUCUCUUUCUCCUCAAGCCCUUGGGUCAACCCUAUAUUAUUUCUCAAAUUCUUGGCGGCUUGACUUUAGGACCUUCAAUUCUUGGGCGCAACUCAGAAUUUGCGAAGAGAGUUUUCCCACCCAAAGGAAAAUGUGUGCUUGAUACCUUUGCGUUUUUUGGUUUAAUGAUAUUCGUCUUCCUAGUUGGGGUAAAGAUAGAUCCAACCAUCAUUUCUAGAUCAGGUAAAAGGACCUUGGCCAUGGGAGUUUUAGGCUUCAUUAUUCCUUACACCUUAGCUCAAACGGUUGCCUUUAUCGUCGGUCAAUAUUUUCCAUUGGAUCAUGAUAUUUCUGAGAUGCUUCCUCUUGUGGUGGCAAUUGCAUCUAUGACAGCGUUUCCAGUGAUAACUUGUUUUCUUGCCGAACUCCAGAUUCUCAAUUCAGAGAUUGGGCGCUUGGCCUCUUCUUCUUCACUAGUUUGUGAUGUUUUCCAUUGGUUAGUCAUGGCAAUGCAGUUUGCCUCAAGAUUAGCCCACACAGAGUCAAUAGGAGUAUGUUUCGAAUUUUUCUUUGCAACUGCUCUUCUUAUUUCAUUCAUCAUGUUUGUUGUAAGGCCAGCGGCAUUAUGGGCAAUUCAACACACGCCAGAGGGGGAACCUGUUAAGGAAAUCUAUAUUUUUUGGGUUCUUGUGACAUUUUUGAUCAGUGGAUUCAUGGGCCAGGUGCUUGGCAUACAUGCGUAUCUUGUGUCUUUCGUGCUAGGUUUGGCUAUACCAGACGGGCCGCCGUUAGGAGCUGCACUGGUGGACAAGAUUGACUGCUUUGUUUCUGUAGUGUUCCAGCCUAUUAUUUUUAUCGUAAGUGGAUUAAGAACAGAUGUUUUUGCCAUAAAGGAGCUGAGGAAUGUGGGUGUAAUUCAUUUAAUAGUUUUUGUUGCCUUCUGUGGGAAGAUUGUAGCAGUACUAUUGCCUCUUCUUUUGUGUAGAAUGCCUUUCCGAGAUGCUCUCUCUCUUGGUUUUGUGAUGAAUUGCAAAGGCAUUAUUGAACUAGCCUUCUUGAUUGACUGGAAAUUAGAAAGUGUAAGCCAUUUACUUUCGACUCAUGCACAAUUCACAAAACUUUGUAGGGUUUGUCUUUUGCAUGCCAAUAACAGGAGUGCUUCUUCGCAUUUGCAGACCUUGAGUGAGGAAUUUUAUGCAAUUAUGAUCGUUUCUGUUGUGCUCGUAACUGGGAUUGUAUCACCAGCUGUGAAAGUCCUUUAUGAUCCAUCCAGGAGGUUUCUUGCUUAUAAAAGGAGGACAAUUUUGCAUCAUAGCAAUUAUGAACCAUUGCGAAUUCUUGCUUGCAUUCACAAGCCAGAUAAUGUCUUGGCAAUUCUGAACCUCCUUGCUGCUUCCAAUCCCACCAUGAAAAGCCCAAUUGAUUUAGCUGUUCUCCACCUUGUUAAGCUUGCAGGUCGUGCAUCCUCUCUACUUGUUGCGCACGUGCCGCGUGAAAAUCUUUCCCAACAUCCAACUGAAUCUGAUAAAAUUUUCAAUGCAUUUAUGAAAUUUGAGCAUGAGCGUGGAGGCUUGGUUACUCUGCGCUGCUAUAAAGGCAUCUCCCCAUAUGAAACAAUGCACAAUGAUGUGUGCUACAUGGCACUUGAAAAGAGAGUAACCUUUAUAGUCAUACCUUUUCAGAAGAAAUGGAUAUAUGGUGGUAAACCAGUGUCAUCAUUUCCCUUCAAGCACCUGACCAAGAAUGUUCUAGAGAAAGCUCCUUGCUCAGUUGGAGUCCUUGUGGAUCGUGGCAAUCAACCAAAUUUUUGGUGUGACCAUUUUGUCAGGGAACCGUUAUAUCAAGUAGCCGUGUUCUUCUUUGGAGGAGCAGAUGAUCGUGAAGCCCUUGCCUUGGCAAGGCGAAUGUUGGAUCAACCCAAUGUGUAUAUAACUCUGGUUUAUUUUUCUUCUUCAACAGAGAUUGCUGCUGGUACAGAAAGGAGCAAAAUGCUUGAUACCCAGACCUUGAGUGACUUUAGGCUCAGCGCCUUCCGGAACCAAAGAAUUUCUUACAAGGAAGCGCGAGUAAUGGAUGGGAGGGAUGUGCUUUCCACGGUGGAAGAUAUAGACAAUGUUUAUGACCUUGUUAUGGUUGGAAGAAGGCAUGGAGAUUCCAAUCUGAUGUCUGAACUGAAGAAGUGGAAGGAUGGAGAAUUGGGAACUGUGGGAGAAAUUCUUGCCUCCCUAGACAUUGGAGCAAAAACUUCAGUUCUGGUGGUGCAACAGCAAACCAGAUUAUGGGGACUACGUGACCCCGAGGAAUCAACACGGCUGAGAAGAGAGAGAAUAGAAACUUCUGGGGUUUGACCACGGUCUUUUUCUUUUCUGUCUUUUGUUUUCGGUCCCCACCUUUUUGUUUUUAUUUCCUUUUGCAUGUUGCUUAAAUUCAUUCUAAAUACUAAGAAGAGAAAUGAUAGGUUUAUCACGUCCAUCAUUCCAAUUACCAUUCCUAGCUUCGUGCCUGUGGGAGAAAUCUAAAUCUUAAUGAAUCACUGUAAACCCAUCUGCCUAAAAAGAGCGAGACCCUGUAGAUGGAGGCUUUCUUUUCUAGGUACAAGAUGAAAGGUUUUAUUUAUUUAUUUAUUUGAAUA
Messenger RNA from Prosopis cineraria, 2958 nucleotides. RefSeq names its product cation/H(+) antiporter 15-like. Gene Ontology annotation, molecular function: antiporter activity. Gene Ontology annotation, biological process: regulation of pH; proton transmembrane transport. The transcript is spliced from 2 exons. NCBI's taxonomy places the organism in Eukaryota, Viridiplantae, Streptophyta, Magnoliopsida, Fabales, Fabaceae. Gene Ontology annotation, cellular component: membrane; endomembrane system. The record is from RefSeq and is a predicted model, not a curated record. Bases 113 to 2674 code for a protein of 853 amino acids.